CUUGAGCUGAAGCGACACAUAAGUCGAGGCAGAUCUCUAAAUUUUCUCCUCUCUUCAUCUCCUUCCAGUAAAAAGCUGACUCCAUCUCUCUUUCCACCAUUUCUUCAAUCUCUUCCUUUCUGCCUUUCUGCUUAACCUCAAAAGCUCACAAUUUUUUUCUUCCAUUUCCGAUCAAAGAACCCAAAUUUCUGAUGAAUUGACGAAAAUGAGAGUCAAAUUGUUUGCAUGUUUGGCUUUGAUGCUCUGUUCGUGCGGUUGUUCGUCGGCUGGCUUACUUUCAGAGCCGGCGGAGCCCGGAGACUCGUCGAAUACAGUUCCGGCGUUUCCCGUGGUGACGGAAAGUCAGAUUUGCCGGCUGGACUUGUCGGACGAGCUUUUCGGCGGGGUGAGCGCCGCCUGCGGGAGGAAUCUCGACCGGAGCCGAUGUUGUCCGGUGCUGGCGGCGUGGCUGUUCGCGGCGCAUGCGCGGUCGGCUCUGGAGGUGCCGGCGGCGGCUCCGCCGGCCAGCUCGGAGCUGCCGAUGAUGCCGGACGACUCCCAGAAGUGCGUGAACUCGCUGCAAAGCUCCCUGCAGAGCCGCAAUAUUCACAUUCCUCAGCCCAAUGCUUCGUGCGACGCCGUUUUGUGCUUCUGCGGCAUCCGCCUCCAUCAGAUCACCUCUCUUAGCUGCCCCGCCGCGUUUAAUAUCACCGGCGCUCGCAAUGCCACCCCCACCGCCGCCGUGAAAAACCUCGAACGUAACUGCCGUAACUCCUCCUACUCCGGCUGCACCCGCUGCCUCGGCGCCCUGCAAAAGAUCACUGGCGGGGCUAAGAACGGAACGCACAAGGCGCGAAUCGGCGACGACGACAGCGACCGAGCGGCGAAGAUGUUCCGGCGGGACUGUCAGCUGAUGGGACUGACGUGGCUGUUAGCACGGAACAAGACGGCGUACAUUCCGACGGUAUCCGCGGUGUUGCGCGCCAUUAUGUACAGCGCGCAUCCGCCGCACGAGUCCAAGUGCAGCCCCGACCAGGAGAACAUGCCGCUGGCCGUUAACUCGUUACAGUUCGAGAAAACGGAAUCGUCUUCGCCCGCGUUAACGGCGUCACCUUUUACUGUUUUCUUUCCAUUUUUGCCCCUGAUUUUCGUGAAUGUGUUUGUCAACUAGCGCCCAGUUCUGGGCGUGGAAUGGGGUUAGGUGACAAUGGAGCCCCUAUGUGGCUGACGUUGGGGGGUUUCACGUGAAGCUAGUUGACAAACGAUGGGCGGAAGGGUGAUUUUGUCAUUUUGCCACACUGUAAAAAAUCCAGAGUUCACAGUUCAAAUUUUUUGACUUGGCAUUGUAAUGGUUGCAAUAUUAUUUAGUUGUAAUUCAGUGGAGAUUGAGACAUUCUUGUCUGGUUCUAACAAAUACCAAAAAUCCAAUGAAAAUGACACCAUAUUAAGGGUUGGUGACUUUAGAA
Ipomoea triloba (trilobed morning glory) is the source of this 1445-nucleotide messenger RNA. RefSeq lists its product as uncharacterized. The transcript has 2 exons. Lineage: Eukaryota; Viridiplantae; Streptophyta; Magnoliopsida; Solanales; Convolvulaceae. The record is from RefSeq and is a predicted model, not a curated record. Bases 206 to 1150 code for a protein of 314 amino acids.